CUUUCUCGCCGGCAGACUUCGCGCAUGAAACCGCGCCAGGGCACGGUGGACCGUGGCUGAAUGUCUCUUCGCGUGGCCCCGCUUGGCUAGCCAGGACUGGUGCUGGCCGAUCAUCAGAACAUGGGUCGGAUUGGGUCACCCUAACGGCGAGACCAUCAGUGGACACGCCUCGUCGCCGCCUAACAAAUCCUUAUCAUGGUGCGGGAUGCAGCAACCAUGCUCAUACCACCUGAACUUAAAAGUUCGUCUUGUCCUUCACUCUGAGGUUUGUGAAGCGGUGCAGAUCGCCUAUCGGCUCUCUUGAUACUCUUUGGACAGUCCCUUUCUUGAGGACUUUCUCGACUCUCUCGACACUUUCUCGAUCUUGCACAGAGUUUUUCCAACAUGGUCGGCUUCGUUGACAAGGCUAACCGCGCCAUUGCGCGCUCCUUCGUGGGCAGAUACUUCCGUCUUGACGGCUCCGGUCACCCCAAGGAACGCAAGGAUGCCCGCUUCUUCACUGAGUUCCGCGCUGGUCUCGCUACCUUCUUCGCCAUGGCCUACAUUAUCUCGGUCAACUCUACCAUCUUGGCUGAUACUGGCGGUACCUGCGUCUGCCCGGCUGACAGCAUGUCUGACCUGUGUGCCACCAACGAAGAGUACCUCCUUUGCGUAGCAGUCGUCAAGCGUGAUCUUGUCACUGCCACCGCUGCCAUCUCCGCCUUGACUUCCUUCUGCAUGGGUCUCUUUGCCAAUAUGCCCAUCGCCCUUGCUCCUGGAAUGGGUCUGAACGCCUACUUUGCCUACACAGUCGUUGGUUUCCACGGUUCCGGUAUGGUCCCAUACCAGGUUGCAUUGACUGCUGUAUUCGUCGAAGGCUUCGUCUUCGUGGGCCUCACCAUUCUUGGAAUCCGACAAUGGCUUGCAAGAGCUAUCCCAGCUAGUAUCAAGCUCGCGACAGGUGUCGGAAUCGGACUAUACCUCACAAUCAUUGGACUUGCGUACUCCGCGGGUAUCGGUCUUAUCACUGGUGCCGUAUCGACUCCCCUCGAGCUUGCAGGAUGCGAGGAUCAGUUCAAGGACGAGACCGGCGUUUGCCCUGGAGGUCACAAGAUGCGCAACCCGACAAUGUGGAUCGGCAUCUUCUGUGGUGGUGUUCUGACCGUCAUGCUCAUGAUGUACCGUGUGAAGGGUGCCAUCAUCUUCGGUAUCUUGCUCGUUUCGAUCAUCUCCUGGCCCCGCCCUACUGAGGUUACCUACUUCCCGCACACCACGCUCGGCGACGACUCAUUCGACUUCUUCAAGAAGGUUGUCACCUUCCACCCGAUCCAGAAGACCCUCGUUGUCCAGGAAUGGAACAUCUCGCAGUACGCCGGCCAAUUUGGUCUCGCUUUCAUCACCUUCCUCUACGUGGACAUCCUCGACUGCACAGGUACCAUGUACUCCAUGGCCCGCUACUGCGGAGCUAUUGAUGAGCGCACCCAGGAUUUCGAGAACUCUUCGAUCGCCUACACUAUCGAUGCUAUGGGUGUAACCAUCGGAUCCCUAUUCGGAUGCUCCCCAGUCACUGCCUACAUCGAGUCUGGUGCUGGUAUCUCGGAAGGUGGUAAGACAGGUCUUACAGCGAUGUUCACUGGUCUCUCUUUCUUCAUCGCCAUCUUUUUUGCGCCUAUUUUCGCCUCGAUCCCUCCAUGGGCCACUGGAUGUACGCUUGUCAUUGUCGGUUCCCUCAUGGCACAGUCUGCCAAGGACAUCAACUGGAAGUACAUGGGUGACGCAAUCCCCGCGUUCCUCACCAUUGCCAUCAUGCCCUUCACCUACUCGAUUGCCUACGGUCUCAUUGCCGGUAUCUGCUCGUACAUCCUCAUCAACACCCUCGUCUACAUCAUCGAGAAGGCAUCAGGUGGCCGCGUCAUUCCUCCCAACAAGGACGAGAAGGAGCCCUGGACAUGGCGGAUUCCUGGUGGGUUCCUACCUCCGUGGGUGCAGCGUAUUACCAGCGGAAAGAAGGACUUCUGGAAGCGCGAUCCCCAGACUGACGGUGUUGCUGCCAGCCAGGCGAGCGAGAACAGCUCCACGCACAACUCAGCCGAGAAGCACUACAUCCAAGAUAAGCAGGCCGCUGGCGAGAAGAUCAUGUAAGCGGUUCGUUUUGUGAAUAGAUUGGUCGGGUUGGCAAAAGUUAGAAGCGUUGCAUACAGUCGCUACGGCGCUGCGUAUUGUUGUAUUGAUAGCAUUGCAUUUGGUAAUGCGUGUGAGCCAAAGUAGAUACCCUCACUUUGAUUUGACUUAACAAAAGAU
Messenger RNA from Macroventuria anomochaeta, 2280 nucleotides. Its product is annotated as xanthine/uracil permease family protein-like protein. Gene Ontology annotation, molecular function: purine nucleobase transmembrane transporter activity. The transcript is spliced from 5 exons. Gene Ontology annotation, biological process: transmembrane transport. Lineage: Eukaryota; Fungi; Ascomycota; Dothideomycetes; Pleosporales; Didymellaceae. Bases 385 to 2121 code for a protein of 578 amino acids. Gene Ontology annotation, cellular component: plasma membrane. The record is from RefSeq and is a predicted model, not a curated record.